AUGUACGCCCCAGCUAUCGUCCAAGUCCUUGCUAGCGGACUCCUCGCCACUACCACUGUAGCUGGAUUCUCUGCACCUGGCCCUCAAGCCCUCGGUCUACGUCAUACUGGCGCGUUGGCAAUAGCCGCUGGUCUUGCUGCCGUCCCGGCUUUGGCAGCCCCUGUGCCAGAAGAAAGAGAUGUAGAGGAAUCCGAAGUGUCUAAGAGAGAUGAGGAGGAUGGGCUCCUUGCUGGACUUGAGGCGCGUGAUCCAUGCACUAUUGGUCGAUGCCCCUCCUUCGGAGUCCCCUUUUCAGCUUUCCCAAAGGAUUUGAGCAAGUUCGGCGGGAACAGGAACGGCCUGAAGGGCCUGAAGGGCAAGAAGGGCAAGGGCAACUGGAAGAACAAACUUAUCCAAGGCGGUAAGGUUCGCAUUGCCUCGAGACAGUUUGGUGGGUACAAGAACGACUUCAAGGGCAAGGGCUACACCGUGGGCAAGCCCGGGCCCAAGACCAACUUGAACGACUUCAACUUGAAGGGCAAUGGCAGUUGGCAGAACAAAAACAUCCAGGGCAGCAAGAACAGCUUUGCCUCGAAGGGUCCAUUCCGUCCAACAAAUUACCGAAGGCAGUAUGGUGGGUACAAGAACGACUUCAAGGGCAAGGGCUACGCCGUGGGCAGCCCCGGGGCCAAGACCAAUCUGAACGACUUUAACCUAAAAGGCAAUGGCAGCUGGAAUAACAAAAAUAUCCAGAGCGGCAAGAACAGCUUUGCCUCGAAGGGUCCAUUCCGUCCAACAAAUUACCCAAGGCAGUUCGGUGGGUAUAAGAACGACUUCAAGGGCAAGGGCUAUACCAUGGGCAACCCAGGGGCCAAGACCAACCUAAACGACUUCAACCUGAAGGGCAAUGGCAGCUGGAAGAACAAAAAUAUCCAGGGCAGCAAGAAUCGCUUUGCCUCGAAGGCCCAUUCCAUCCAACAAGCUAAAGACUGGAUCUAG
Canariomyces notabilis is the source of this 978-nucleotide messenger RNA. RefSeq lists its product as uncharacterized. NCBI's taxonomy places the organism in Eukaryota, Fungi, Ascomycota, Sordariomycetes, Sordariales, Chaetomiaceae. The record is from RefSeq and is a predicted model, not a curated record. The transcript is spliced from 3 exons. The coding region runs from base 1 to 978 and encodes 325 amino acids.